ACUAUGGCGGCUGCCAGAUCUUUCAGCUUCACCAAACGUUUAAAUAUUGUCAGUGUAUAGCCGUCCUCGUACUUUUCCAGUCACUUAUGGUAGCGUCUCGCAGUAUAUCCAGCUAUUAACUGAAAGGAUGGCGAGGCCUUUCGUUUAGGAACAUGUCUGUGUGUCAGUCAUAUUCCCUCGGCUGUUAUGUGGAGCGGGGACUGGAGAGCUACGAAAAAGCGACCGUGAAUUUGAAAAGAAGCGUUUUCAGUCGCUGAUGAUUUCAUCUGGUAGCUUUCCGACCGGGUCUCUCGCAAAAUCCCAAAGAUGAAAUUUACCGAGCAUCUGUCGGCGCACAUCACCCCGGAGUGGAGGAAACAAUACAUCCAAUAUGAGGCUUUUAAGGAGAUGCUGUACUCUGCCCAGGACCAGGCUCCGUCAGUUGAAGUCACAGAUGAAGACACUGUUAAGAGAUACUAUGCCAAGUUUGAGGAGAAGUUCUUUCAAACAUGUGAGAAGGAAUUGGCCAAAAUUAACACAUUUUAUUCAGAGAAGCUGGCAGAGGCGCAGAGGCGUUUCGCCACGCUGCAGAACGAGCUGCAGUCGUCGCUGGACGCGCAGCGUGAGAGCAGCCGCGCCCCGGGCCUGCGCAGUCGCGCCCGCCGCCGCCCUGUCUUCCACCUGUCGCAGCAGGAGCGCUGCAAGCACCGCAACAUCAAAGACCUGCAGCUGGCCUUCAGCGAGUUCUACCUGAGCCUCAUCCUGCUGCAGAACUAUCAGAAUCUGAACUUCACUGGUUUCCGGAAGAUUCUUAAGAAGCAUGACAAGAUUUUCGAGACGGCACGGGGGGCAGACUGGCGUGUCAUCCACGUGGAAGUUGCACCCUUCUACACUUGUAAGAAGAUCACCCAGCUCAUCUCUGAGACUGAGGCCCUGGUUACAGCGGAGUUGGAGGGGGGUGACCGACAGAAGGCUAUGAAGAGGCUUAGAGUGCCUCCCUUGGGUGCAGCCCAGCCUGCGCCGGCAUGGACAACUUUUAGGGUCGGAUUGUACUGCGGAGUCUUCAUCGUUUUAUUAGUCACCAUCACCAUCACAGGCGCGGUGAGCGCAGUGAAAUUCGGCGCGGUGAAAUUCGGCACGGUGAAAUUCGGUGCGGACAAAUCAGCAGUGUGGCCGCUGGUGCGGAUCUACCGUGGCGGCUUCCUGCUCAUCGAGUUCCUCUUCCUGUUGGGCAUCAACACGUAUGGCUGGAGGCAGGCGGGUGUCAACCACGUGCUGAUCUUCGAGCUGAACCCACGCAACAACCUCUCCCACCAGCAUCUCUUUGAGAUUGCUGGUUUUCUAGGAGUGCUGUGGUGUGUCAGCAUCCUGUCCUGUCUUUUCUCUGAGGCCAUAAUGAUCCCAAUUUGGGCCAACCCUCUAGCGCUCUAUGGCUUCUUCAUGCUUUUCCUCAUCAAUCCUUUCAAGACCUGCUAUUAUAAAUCACGCUUCUGGUUGCUCAAGCUUCUGUUUCGAGUGGUCACAGCUCCGUUUCACAAAGUGGAGUUUGCUGACUUCUGGCUUGCUGAUCAGCUCAACUCCCUGGCUGUACUUCUAAUGGACCUGGAGUACCUUGUCUGCUUCUACAGCUUGGAGAUAAACUGGACACCAAGCUAUGAAAUAUCUAAUGGUAUAUGUAAUUCAUACUCCUACGGGGUGCGGGCUGUCAUCCAGUGCUUGCCGGCGUGGUUCCGAUUCGUGCAGUGUCUGAGACGUUACAGGGAUACUCGGCGGGCUUUUCCCCACUUGGUCAAUGCUGGCAAAUACUCCACAACCUUCUUUGUGGUGACCUUUGCAGCACUCUACAACACACACAAAGUUCGCAAAGAUAAUGCUUCAGAGGCGGACAUUUUCUUCUACCUGCUGAUUGCGUUCUCUGUGAUCAACUCGUGCUAUACACUUGUGUGGGACCUAAAAAUGGACUGGGGCCUUUUUGACCGCAACGCAGGGGAGAACGCACUUCUCAGAGAGGAAAUAGUAUACCCACAGAAGGCUUACUAUUACUGUGCCAUAUUAGAAAAUGUGAUCUUACGCUUUGCCUGGACAAUUCCUAUUACUGUCAGAGCCACGUACCAUGUUGACAUUGCUGACAUUUUGGCCACUGUUCUUGCACCUUUAGAGGUUUUCAGACGCUUUGUGUGGAACUUCUUCCGUCUGGAGAAUGAGCAUCUGAACAACUGCGGCGAGUUCCGUGCUGUGCGUGACAUAUCCGUGGCACCGCUGAAUGCCGACGACCAGACCCUGCUGGAGCAGAUGAUGGACCAGGAGGAUGGUGUGAGGAACAGGCAGGGCAAGAAGAGCUGGAAGCGCAGUUACAGCAUGUCGCUCCGACGGCCGCGCCUCGCCUCCCAAUCUAAAAUCCGUGACACCAAGGUACUGAUAGAGGACACGGACGAUGACACCUGACAUCUGGCCGCACUCUUCAGCGCUCAUUCGAACCCUAGAAAUGGAUCACGGUCCCCUCAGGGACCUUAAGCCUUCCAUGGCUAUUCAAUCAGUCCAUCACAAAGCUGCCUGUUUACACCACACACACACAGUCAUGUACAAACUCUUCACGCACACACUGGCACUCACUCACUAUAUUCACUAGUACAGGCUUUUAACAGGAACAGCCACUUGUCAGUUACUGUAUUAUCUUUUUUGAUUUGUUGUUACUACCUUGAUUAUUUUCAAAGCUCUGUUACUUGGAAGAUGAAAAUAAUCAAAGACUGUAUGAACCUAUAUGUACAUUCCCAUAACAGGGAUCUAGAGGUGAUAAUCAGAAAAAAUAAGACUGGCUCUGGAGUUGAACCUCCAGAAAUGAAGAGAUUCACCAACAUGUUGUAUACCAUGUCUCUUUAUAUGUUUUUAUGAAGACUAUUGUAUUGGUCAUGUAGCAGUCCUGUAGAUGCUUUUUUUUUAUUUUUAUGAAUGUACAUUAUAUUGUUAUUUAUGUGAAGGAUAGUUGACAUUGCCUUUGAUCGUUUAAGAGGAAAUUCUGUUAAAGGACGGUGACAAUGUAGUAUGCCUGUCUCAGAUCUUUCCCAGUAUGGACCUCCAUUUUGUACAUGUAUUUCAAAACCCUCAGGUGGCAUUGAUGAGAUUUAUGAAAUGACUCUGUCAUGUUCAAGCACUCCAAAAAAUGCCCCACUUAUGCAGGCCUAGCUAAAAAACCACUGAACUAAACUUGACAAAGGUUCAUGAAAAAGUGUGCGUGCGUGCAUGUGCGUGUGUGCGUAUGCGUGCAUUGAAAAAGCAUAAUGCCAGUUUGAACCAGUGCUGCUUGAUAGAACCUGCUGGUGGUUUAUCUAGCAGAGUUUAGGAAUACAGCUCGUUUAAGAGCAAGCCAAAUAUCGGAAACAUUCCGUGAGAGCUUUGUAGUGAUUGCAGUGGGGGAAUUGAAGUUCAUGCUUAAAUUGGUAGCUCUGGAUCAGCUAGUGAUCUACAGUACAAGCAGUCCCUAAUCCCCUCAAACCCUUGUCAUUUUUUUUUCUUCGUUAUUCGGAACAUUAAAGUAGAAAGCCAAUUGGUCGGUGGUGUAUCUUUAUUUGUAUCAUCACAUUCCAUUCUAGUAGCCAUUCCAAGUGAGUUUUGUUCUAUCUACUUUUACUCUUUGUUUAUGUCUUCCAGAGUCAGACCCAGUCCUCAAAAGCCACCUAAGGGUUUUACUGAUAUAAUGGUUUUUAUCCCACUUUGAUCUGGAGCCCCCGUUUGGAUCUGUGUAACCUCUGAAGCUGUCUCUGGCACCUGCCGAACUGAGGACUUACGCAUGGUGUGCAUCAGGGAUCAAUCCUGGAUCCCAUUGAAAUGGACUGUUACAUUCCGUGAGGAAGCAUAGCCAACAAGCCUUUGCACAGAAAAGAGAGGAGUUCCUACUCCCAGUAGUAAUUGUUGUUAUUACCAUUGUGGUGCAUAGGAGCUGGGCUGAUUUAUGCCCUUUGGGAACAUAGAUUCACUUCAGUGCAUCUGCAAUAACCGGAAGGCUCCUCUUCAGAUAUCAUGUCAUGUACUACUGUCCCAAGUAAAUGCUUGGACCAAAA
This is a messenger RNA of Electrophorus electricus (electric eel), 4037 nucleotides long. RefSeq names its product xenotropic and polytropic retrovirus receptor 1b (gene xpr1b). Gene Ontology annotation, molecular function: inositol hexakisphosphate binding; phosphate transmembrane transporter activity. The record is from RefSeq and is a predicted model, not a curated record. Gene Ontology annotation, biological process: cellular response to phosphate starvation; phosphate ion transport. Gene Ontology annotation, cellular component: Golgi apparatus; cytoplasm; plasma membrane. NCBI's taxonomy places the organism in Eukaryota, Metazoa, Chordata, Actinopteri, Gymnotiformes, Gymnotidae.